GCCUCAACCUCUGGUUUUCCCUUUAAAUAAUUAAGUAUUACACAAGCUUUUUCAUUAUCGAAGAUGGGGCUGUGGAAGGCGGAGGGAGUAGUUUACAAGGCUGUGGACGAGGUUGAUCUUGGUCCUCAUAGCUCUCAUGUCUAUGUACGUGCCAAUGUUAAAGCUCCUCGCAUGGCUGGAUUUCUGGUUAAAAUAUUUGCCUGGUUUCUCGAGUCAUGGCUGUUUGGACCUUUUCUCCUUUACAUUUUGAAGAGAAACAAUCUAAUUCAUAAGCUAGUUUCAAAUGCAGAGCUGGAGGAAUCCCCUGUUUAUGUACCCUUUCAUCCAUUUGAAGAGGUGAAUGAAGAAGAUGUGAAAAUAAUAGAUAGUGAGUUAUCUCCACCUGAACGAGUUGAAGAGGCGAUUCAUUGCUUGCCUUCUUCCUCACCAAGUUCAUACAACUCUUUCCAAUUCUAUCGCUGGACAAUAAAGGAUUAUUCGACAGCCUAUACUUCAGGACAAAUAACUCCCCGCAUGGUGGCAGAGAGAUUGAUUGCUGCCAUCCGCGAAUCUUCCUCUCCUGCAAUGGACAUGUGUUUCUUUAUUUCUUAUCAAGUGGAUGACAUUUUAAGGCAGGCGAAUGAAUCAACUUUACGCUAUCAAAAAGGGCAGCCAAUAUCAAGUCUAGAUGGAGUUCCAAUUGCAAUCAAGGACGAAAUAGAUUGUACUCCUUAUCCGACCACAGGAGGUACCAAAUGGCUACAUAAGUAUAGAUCAUGUAAAGCAGACGCUUACUGUGUUAUGUGCCUUAGAUCAUGUGGUGCUAUGCUUAUUGGAAAAACUAACAUGCAUGAGCUUGGAGCUGGAACAAGUGGCAUCAAUCCGCACUAUGGGGCAACUAGAAAUCCAUAUGAUGCAGGGAAGAUCUCUGGAGGUUCUUCUAGUGGAUCAGCAGCAGUGGUAGCUGCAGGGCUCUGUCCUGUGGCCCUUGGUGUUGAUGGAGGAGGGUCUGUGAGAAUGCCAGCAGCUCUUUGUGGUGUUGUAGGUUUGAAACCAACAUUUGGGCGUGUACCUCAUUCUGGUGUUCUUCCUCUCAACUGGACUGUUGGGAUGGUUGGGGUAUUAGCAGCCACCGUAGAGGAUGCAUUCAUCGUUUACGCAGCUAUUAGUGGCCAACCUCCAUCGCAUGAGCCAUUUACCAUGACACCGCCAAAGGCAUAUUUUCCACUGUUGAAGCCUACUAGUCCAAUUUCAAGCAUUCGACUAGCAAGAUAUGGAGAGUGGUUUAAUGAUUGCAGCGAUAAUAUUAGAAUAUGUUGCUCCCAUGCAUUGGAGCAGGUGCAUGAGAAAUAUGGUUGGAAGACCAUAGAGGUUACUAUACCGGAGAUAGAAGCAAUGCGCCUUGCUCAUUAUUUAACUAUUGGAUCUGAGUGUACAACUUCACUUAGUUCCUAUCUAGAAAAGCUGGAUAUCGCAGAGUUAGGAUGGGACGCAAGGGUCGCACUUUGUGUUUAUGGUUCAUUCAGCGGCAAAGAGUAUAUAAAAGCCCAAAAACUUAGGAACCGAGUAAUGCAAUUUCACCAAAAUAUAUUUACAAAGGCGGAUGUUAUUGUUACACCAACUACAGGUGUGACUGCCUAUCCAAUUUUCAAUGAUGCUGUAGAGACCGGUGAACUUGACUACAUAAAUGGAGCUGCACUUGUUCGAUACCAGAUAGCAGGAAAUUUUUUGGGGCUUCCAGCAGUUACUGUUCCAGUCGGAUAUGACGAAAUGGGACUGCCUAUUGGCCUUCAGUUUAUAGGAAGACCGUGGUCCGAGCCUACUCUCAUCCACAUAGCAUUUGCAAUCCAGGCUCUACGCAUCUCAAAUUACAAAAAGCCACAGAUUUUCUUUGAUUUGCUGAAGGAAUAAAUACUUGUAUACGAAAUUGCACCGUUGUUUCUUUACUAUGAAAAACAUUGUAUAGCGGCUCGAUAUUUUAUUAUGUAUUGAAUGAAUGUGCAAUUUAGUUGGGUCA
Jatropha curcas is the source of this 1996-nucleotide messenger RNA. RefSeq names its product fatty acid amide hydrolase. NCBI's taxonomy places the organism in Eukaryota, Viridiplantae, Streptophyta, Magnoliopsida, Malpighiales, Euphorbiaceae. The record is from RefSeq and is a predicted model, not a curated record. Gene Ontology annotation, molecular function: catalytic activity.